AUGUUCCGCCAAAUCCACCAGGUUCCCGAAGACAUGAUGCGAAAGCCGCUCAAGAAGAGUGGCGACAGGCCCAAGUACGUCGCUCGCAUCGAUACCCAUACGAGGGAUGGCAAGGACAAGGACCCGUUGAAGAGCAAACACUUCUGCCACCUCGCCGAUAUCCCGCCGUCUCCUCCGGUGGAGCUCGUCGGCGAGAUGCACGCCUUGCAACUCUCGCCCACGCCUCAGGUUCGAUCUCCUGAAGCGCGACCUAGCCUUUCAGGCAGGCCCAGGCCGCCAAAGCUUCUGAUCCAUCGAAACUCAAAUGCUUCCAACACGUCAUCGAGGUCUUCCAACGCCUCGUCGCCUCUCUCGCAAGCCCAUGUCUCUCAGCAGCCAUGUCCGCCGCUGACACCGGAUCAAACCUCGUCGCCUCGGACCAUGUAUUUCACUACCGACUCGCCGCCACCUCUAACGCCGGAGCCUUGUCCAUCGCCCUUGCCGUUGCAGCUGCAAGCCCAAACGCAAAGCAAGGAGGAAUCACCCCGGGGUCUACUUUCCAAGAGGCACCUGAGGCAGGUCGUCGAAGGUAAAGAGGAGCAACGGAGGAAGGGGAAGUGA
Molecule: messenger RNA, 600 nt
Organism: Filobasidium floriforme
Lineage: Eukaryota; Fungi; Basidiomycota; Tremellomycetes; Filobasidiales; Filobasidiaceae
Exons: 1
Coding region: 1-600 (199 amino acids)
Source: RefSeq, a predicted model, not a curated record